Messenger RNA from Schizosaccharomyces octosporus yFS286, 4392 nucleotides. RefSeq names its product nicotinic acid plasma membrane transporter. The record is from RefSeq and is a predicted model, not a curated record. Gene Ontology annotation, molecular function: transmembrane transporter activity. The transcript has a single exon. Gene Ontology annotation, cellular component: membrane. Gene Ontology annotation, biological process: transmembrane transport. NCBI's taxonomy places the organism in Eukaryota, Fungi, Ascomycota, Schizosaccharomycetes, Schizosaccharomycetales, Schizosaccharomycetaceae. Bases 2637 to 4142 code for a protein of 501 amino acids.
CCGAUAUCACAAGGUAAACUGCCCACCUCUUCAAACAAAGGGUUGAUAUAAACAGGGAUUUCUUCUGCGUUUUGAUUUUUGAGAUAAUCCUUUAAACCAAGUUCCAUAGUUUGCAGGGUACGGCGCAUUGGAGAACAAACGAUGGCAUCAAUUGGAACGUUUUGGUCAGCGAGCUGCUUGGAUAGCCUUUUCGAUUGUUCUAUUCCCAAGUCUGUUAAAACAGGAUCACGAAUUGAAUGAUCUUCAUUGGGACCUACAUUAUGAAGUGCUUGUCCAUGGCGGAUUAAAUAAACAGUCUGUUCUCGUGUUGACUGUGCGUUUGAGGUAGACAUGUUCAAUGAGGUAUUAUGAAGAGUGGAAAGUUCAAAGCAGUCUGAGUAUGUGAAUUAACCACCUCACCACUUACCAAACUACUUCAUUCCUGAACCGAAUUCGCUAAACCACUGUAAAAAAAAAAAAAAAAAAAAAAAAAAAAAAAUUAUCAUAUUUUCGAACUUUGCUAAUGUAAUGGUGACACAAGUCAGAGUGGUAUGAAAGAAAACUCACUAAGAACACCCAAGGAUAGGAAAGCAAAAAGAAGACAGUGAGAUGUAGAGUAUUAAGAGGAUCCUGUGACCUACAAUUUGAACUUUCAAGAUAUAAAGCUAGUGUGUUUAGCAAAUGAACGAUUGACAUUGAACACAAGUCGAAACAUGUAUUCUAGUGAAUCAUUUUCUUCAUAAUUCGUUACGAGUAAAGGAUUAUUUGUAUUUGUUUAGUUUUUUUUUAUUGAAAAGGGAACAUGUUUAAGAGAAUCAGAGAAUUAGAAAAAGAAAGGUACUCCAGGAAAGAGAUGAAAACGCAUAUAUAUUCCAUAUUCAAAACAUAAGCACUAUCCAAGACAAGUUGCAUGCAUAAUAAUUAAUUAUAGUGUUAUUAAAUAGUAGUUUGGAGAGGUACUCUUAGAACCCGCGUCGCACAUCUGUGAUAAACAUAAAACCAGGUUUAUGAGAAUAAACCGGUUCUGGCAAUUUAGACAUCAUCACAACAUUUUGGGGUGUAACUCCACACCCCCAAAAGACAGGAACUUCAUCUUCUUCAAAUAGAACUGGAAACCCAUAGUCAGGUUGCAUGACAUUUUUGAUGCCAAGUUGUUUUGCACCAUCCCAGCCCCAAGCAAUUGGCUCACCAUGGCAGUCGGUAUAUGCGGCAGUAAUACGACGUACUAGGGGAAUAUCUUUUUCCUUAUAGGGACGCAUAGAAACAACAAAGGUACCAGAAAAUACUCCAGAUGGACAAAGAAGAAGAUUUGUAUUGAACAUAGGAGGAGGAUUUCCGCUAGGAAGAUGACGAGGGACUAAAUUAGCAGCGACAAGAGCCGCUUCAAAGGAAAAUGAACAGCCUAUUAAAAACCCCACAUACGAGCUACUCCAUUGAUUUGAGAUGGUUGUCAGUUCUUUGGUGAACUUGCCGUUGAUAUAUUCACAGUAAAAAGGAAUGUUGGUAGCUAAAUUAGCAUUGGUAGCUAGAGAUGACGGAAAAACCUGGGAAGGAUCACCAACAGCUGUUUCUCCAAGCAACGGACAUGGAACGGGAUUUCGAAGACACAAAUUACGAAAGUCAUCAGCAUAUUUAACCGGCAAGACUAGUAAAUUUGCCUGAACAUAACCAUCUGCCCAGCCAGUUGUGGACGUUGUGAAUUGACGUUUUCGAAUCAAUUGUCGAAUAUCAUCGGGAGAAAAUUUAGAACGACUCUUAUAAUUGGAAGCGUUUGUUGUGUCGUAACUUUGCUCUUCCUUUGGUAUGAUAUUCAAACCUUUUUGAACUGUAGAGAUGUCCAAAACGUUGUUCAUAUUGUAAUUGAAAUGAUUUUGCUCAAGAGAGACUACUAGGAUUCAGAAGAAGCUCGUCUUUACAAGCUGUUUUUCUCGUUUAAUAUCGUUACAGGAAUCAAAACAAGAAGAUUCUCUUUUUUAACAAUAUAUUACGAUUUCCAAAAAAAUUGUCGAGAUCCCAAUUUAUCGCUACUAUUUUUCAGACCUUUAUAAUGCGUUUCUUAGUACACCGUCGCACACUAUGCUGUUUAGCUCAAAUUGCCUUCCUCCACAAACAAAACCAAAGCAGCCUUGCUUUAGAGAAUAUGCUCUUUUUCUGUUUUUAUUCUUCCUUUAAAAUGAGAGAUUUCUUCCAUGACGGAGCUUGUUAUAACAAAGAUCAAUUUAAAUCUGACUAUCGUUGUUACUUUCGAAGUAACUGAUAGUUGCUCACCACUUGUCAGAUAUGGAGCUCCUUAUCGAUGAAAUAUAGAGCAGUGGAAAACGCGUCAGGUAGCUUGGUAUCUGGUGUGAGCCAUCGUAUUCUAUGAGGAGCUCAUGAUGAUUCAUAAUGAAAAGUUGGAGCAUCUUGGAGAUGCGACUAAUGUUAUAAACGUCUAAAGGAAACUUUGGUUCAAUUCAUAAAAAUUGAAGUUUUGUUUUAUUAAAGAAAGUAGGCUUUGAACCUUCUUAAGGAAAUCUAAAUUGUUUUUUCCUCGUUUUACAAAUAUCUUGCUUGGUUCGUGUACCUUGGAAACUGUAAUAAAUUGAACUUGACUGAUCGAUUGUUUGACUCAAAAAAGGAAAAGUAAUUGUUUAAAAACUGUGCUUGGAAAAAAAAAAAUGACAGAUCCUGAGUCUGUAAUGUCUUCUUACCCAAAGUCCAUAACAACAUCGACUCAAGAUGAUAUGGAUAGUAUGGAGAAAAAGCAGAAUGUACAGCAAAACAUCGAAAGCUUUGAGCCUGGAGAGGUAGAAAAUUUUAUUGACAAGAAUAUCGAAAAGGGUGCACUAAAAAAAAUGGACCUUGUUAUUUCACCCAUCAUUGGUUUUUUGUAUUUAAUGGCCUUUCUGGACCGCUCCAACAUUGGUAAUGCCUCUGUCGCUGGUAUGAGCGAAUCUUUAAAACUAUAUAAUGAACGGCUAAAUGUUGCCAUCAGUAUCUUUUAUGUCCUGUAUAUUCUUGUUGAAACACCCAGCGUCAUUUUAGUAAAGCAUGUGCGGCCUUCUCGAAUGCUGGCCUUCAUUUCCUUAGCAUGGAGUGUUGUGGUCCUAUGCUCUGGCUUUGUUUCUAGUUAUGGUGGUCUCAUUGUCACCCGUCUUAUUCUCGGUAUGUUGGAGGGCUGCUUGUUUCCUGCCCUAAAUCUUUACUUGACUACUAUCUAUACGAGAGAAGAACAGUGCCAACGUCUGUCGUAUUUGUUUUGCGCAUCUGGUUUAGCUGGUGCCUUUGGUGGCCUCUUUGCUUAUGCUCUCGAACAGGUCCGUGCUGGAAACAAAGCUGGAUGGCAGUGGAUUUACAUUGUAGAAGGAUUAAUUUCUUUUAUAGGAGUUCCGCUUUCUCUAUUUUUACUACCUGACAAUAUAGAGAAAUCCUGGUUCCUGAACAAGCAAGAAAGACGAGUUGCCCGUCUUCGUAACGAAGCAAAUUUAAGAUAUCUCGGUGAACAAGAAUUUGAAUGGAAAGAAAUUCAUAAAGCGUUUAAAGAUCCCAAGGUUUAUGUUUCUGCUGUUAGUCAGUUUUGCGCAGAUAUGGUUUUAUAUGGCUUUUCCUCCUUCUUACCAACCAUUGUAAAAGGUUUGGGGUACACGGGUCUUCAGUCAAAUUACAUGACAAUCCCUGUUUAUAUUGCAGGUGUUCUUGCUUUCCUUGUCGCUGCUUAUGCAUCUGAUCGUACAAAACUUCGUUCACCCUUUUUAAUCAGUGCUUCCCUUAUAUUAGCGAUCGGCUACAUUAUUCUCAUAGCAAGUAAUUCAAACGCGGCAAAAUUCACAGCUUGUUUUAUCGUAGCCAUCGGUUGCUAUAUCGGUCCAGGAAUGAAUUUGGGUUGGCUCAAUAACAACGUCGCUGGACAUUACAAACGAGCGACUGCUAUAGGAAUUCAACAAACCAUAGCUAAUAGCUCCGGUAUCGUUGCUGGUCAAAUUUAUCGAUCCACGAGUGCUCCUAGAUAUAUCCUGGGUCAUUCUUUUACACUCGGUUGCGUUGUGGUCGGCUUAAUCAGCUACAUUGUUUUAUUUUUUUCCUUAAGACAUUCUAAUAGAAAGCGUGAUGAACGCUGCGCCCGUGGUGAAUUUGAUCCCACUUUGACCGGUGAUUAUGCCGAUGACUUCCGUUACUUUUUAUAAACUAUGGCUGUCCAUUUUUCAUGCACAUAUCCCUGUUUGUUGUUACGAGUCGUUUCUGUUUACUUUAUCUUAUUCCUGUGUCAUGACUUCAAGGUUCAUUCUUGGCCUUUUUCCCUUUUGUACAUUAAAUUAAUCAUAUAUCAAUGUCAUCUAAUAACGAAUAUAGUUUUUCUUUUACGCAGAAAUGUGUUUUCCGAUAAUUUAUUGAAUUAAGUCUAUAAUUAUGCGAGUAGAGUCAGUCAUUUCAAAU